Messenger RNA from Hevea brasiliensis (rubber tree), 1572 nucleotides. RefSeq names its product reticulon-like protein B12. The record is from RefSeq and is a predicted model, not a curated record. Lineage: Eukaryota; Viridiplantae; Streptophyta; Magnoliopsida; Malpighiales; Euphorbiaceae. The coding region runs from base 661 to 1290 and encodes 209 amino acids. The transcript has 4 exons.
CCGCCUUCAAUAAUACUUGCGUUGCCUCUUUCAGUAAACCCAUCUCAUCCCUAGCCUGGGCUGGUUGGGAUUGAAUUUGGGACCAAAGUUGGGCCUACGAUGAUGAUUUCUUGACUAUGCCACUAUAGAAGAGCAAGUAUUCCCUUCCAGCCACCCCCUCCCAACCCCUCCAAUAAUGUUCUGAUCCGUUCAACCCCUUUGAAGAUUAAAAAAGCCACAGUCCACAGAAGCAAUUGCUGAUUAGUCGGAUGCUCGUGCACAGAGAGUCGCAGAGACAGAGUCACUGCGCAUGAGGGAAUGUCCUUGUAUAAUUAUUAAUAUUAAUAUUAAUACAUUCGCAUUUUUAUUUUUUGGGUGCCAAAAAACAAAAGGAGCUGAAAAGCUAGAAAAAACUACGGGCGGUUUGACGCUUUUAGGCUGGAACUUGAGUCUUGAGACCACCAUCACCAAUCACACAUCUGUAUCAUUAUCAUGGCACCUCAUUCUACUGCAAUACUGCAUUAUAUUUAUAGAUGAAAACGCUUGAGCAACCGAUUUCUUUCUUUUUUUAGAAGAUCGUCCCACGAAAGCCACCUCUUCUUCUUCUUUCCUUCAAGUUCUUGGUGGGUUUUUAGGGAUCUUAACUGGAUUCAAGAUUCUGCUGUGAAAAAUUCUGUCUGAAUGGGUUCAUCGAAUCGAUUGUUUAACAGGCAGAAAACCGUUCAUGAGAUCUUUGGAGGAGGAUUUGUUGCAGAGGUCAUACUAUGGAGACGAAAGAAUGCAACUGUUGGGAUAUUGUUAGUAGCUCUAGCUUCCUGGGUGGUGUUUGGGAGAUCGGGUUACACUCUGUUGUCGCUUGUUUCUAGUGUUCUUCUCCUCCUUCUUACGAUUCUUUUUCUUUGGGCCAAAUCUGCUGCCAUUCUUAACCGACCUUCUCCACCUUUACCAGAGUUGCAUCUCUCAGAAGAAAUGGUAAAUGAAGUUGCGGCUUUCAUCCGCACUCACUUGAAUGCUCUUCUCUCAGUUUCCCAGGACAUUGCCCUGGGUAAGGACACAAAUUUAUUCUUUCAAGUAGCUGGUUACCUGUUGCUGAUAUCUAUUGUUGGUGGCUUAGCUGAUUUUCUUACUUUGGGUUACACCAGUCUUCUUAUCAUACUUACAAUUCCUGCACUCUAUGAGAGGUACCAAGAUUUUAUUGAUAAAUAUGUCGAGACGGUGUGCAAGAAAUCACAGCAGUUGUAUGUAAACUUUGAUAUGCAAUGCAUUGGCAGAAUCCGAAAAUGGAUUUUGGAGAAGCAGAAACUCAGCUGAUAUCUUCCUUAAUUCUAUUCUUGCUGAGGAUUUCUUGCUUCAUGUUCUUAUUGAGCUUUGGACGUUGGAGAUAUCUCUAUUUCUUCUCUGUUUUCUUUGGCCACUUUAAAACAAUUAAAUCCAUUUUUGUACCUUCAUUCCCUUGCUGUGGUUUUGUUGGUGGCAUUGGUACAGAAAUGUAUAGGAGUUGCCACCAAGAAUCUCCAUGUCUAUAUAAAUACAUUAAAAGGGAAUUUUGAAUUGAAUAGUGGAAUCCAAUUUGAUUUGGAUCUGCUUCAAUUA